GUAAAAUGACGCUGAAUGACGUAAUCCGCCCUAAUGUGCAGCGCGCGCUCUGCAGUGACCCUGCGCGGCUUCCGUCUCAGAUGACGUUGUGGUCCGAUAGCUCGCGCACUUCAGUCUCCUCACUUCAGCACCGUUACCGUUUAAUUUCAUUCUCACAGCUCGACUCGGACAAUGAAACAAAUCCUUUUGUCUACGUCCUGACGUCUGGAACGGUGCUCAAUGCAGCUCCGGAACCGAUAAUGGACACUAGCGACAACAAGGAUGUGAAGUUGUCGGCUGAAGUCGAGCCGUUUGUUCCACAGAAGAAAGGUGUAGAUUCUACCCUAUUGAACAUGAACCUAUCAGGAGACAGCGCAGGAGCUAUGGGGGCGGAGCCAACCCCAAUCCCCUCCUACCUCAUCACCUGCUAUCCGUUUGUGCAGGAGAACCAACCCAACAGUAGGCAGUUGCCGGUGUAUAAUGGAGAGGUGCGCUGGCAGCAGCAGUGUGGUUCUGCCCCGUAUGUGGCGUACUCGUUUGUCUCUUCGCCCCCUCAGCCUGCUACAGUGUGUAAUGAUUACUCUUACUGCCCUCUGCUGCCACCCCCCUGCCCUCCCCUCAUGGGCUUCUACCAGCCCCUUACUGCCCCCUAUGCCGCUCCCCUGCCCUCUGGCCUGGGAAACUCCGUAUCGGACACCUGUCUCAGACCCCCACAGCCACAAGGGCAGCCAGUCAGCAUGGGUGCACAGAGAGGGAGAGGAGUGGCUAGAGCACCUGUCCUGAACAAGCAGGUGGCUCAGCCAAUCAGAGUAAAGCGGCCGGUGAUGCGCAGCGUUGCGGUACAGAAGGAGGUAGCAGCUGCAGGGCCUGAUGGGAAAUCACGCACUAUACUGCUGGUGGAUGCUGCUCAGCAAACUGACUUCCCUGGAGAGCAGUGCAGCAGCAGCAGGUGUGUGUCAGACAGAGUGAGUCCUCUGCAGUUCAGAGGGAAGGUCAGACGCCGAUGCUCAUCUCAGAUGGCCGAGUCAUCCAGUGAGCACGGAGCGAGUGAAGCUGACAUCGACAGUGACAGUGGCUACUGCAGCCCCAAACACACACUGGGUGUUGAAGCUGGAGUCAUGACUGUUCCACAGAAACCCUGGACAGACCGGAGUUUGUCAUUCCACAGGAAUAAAAUGGUGGAUCAGAGGAAUUACUCUCAUGAGUUUCAGGUGGGCUUUAAUGGCCGUGGUGUUGGUGGAGCUGUUGUGGGUCAGAGGAGACCGCAGCAGGGUGGAGCUCAGUCUGAACACACACCUGAACCGCUCUACUUCCAGGAUGAAGAGGAGUUUCCUGACCUGGCCACAGGGGGCAGUGUGCAGUGCAACAAACCAGAACAAGUACAGCUCAAACUGCCCAAACCACUGUUGGAUAAUCUUCCAGAGAAUUCUCCCAUCCACAUUGUUCAGACUCCUAUUCCCAUUACAACCUCUGUGCCCAAACGAGCCAAGAGUCAGAGGAAAAAAGCUCUGGCAGCAGCGUUGGCUACAGCACAGGAGUACUGUGAGAUCAGUAUGGAACAGAGGAAACUGCAGGAGGCUCUGACUAAAGCAGCAGGGAAGAAGAGCAGAACUCCAGUACAGCUGGAUCUGGGGGACAUGCUCGCUGCACUGGAGAAACAACAACAGGCAAUGAAGGCACGACAACUUAACAACACCAAACCCCUUUCAUAUACAGUGGGUACAACUUCAGUUUUCCAAAAUAAGGAUACAGUGUGUAAGAGUGUGAUGAAAUCGUACACUCCUCCCCACAACAUGCUCGACUCCACAGCACCUAAAAUCAAGAGGGGUAAAGAGCGAGAACUUCCCAAAGUAAAGAGACCUACUGCCCUCAAGAAGGUGAUCCUGAAGGAGCGUGAGGUGAAGGCUAAGCUGUGUGUGAAGGAGCAGCCAGAUGGCGAGCUUCACUUCACUGACACACUUACACAGGAGACAGUCUCACAAGAGGAGAAUGGUCUGAGCAUGCCCAGUGACACCUCACUGUCUCCAGCCAGUCAGAAUUCUCCAUACAGCAUCACACCAGUGUCACAGGGUUCUCCAGCCAGCUCAGGCAUUGGCAGCCCCAUGGCCUCAUCCACCAUCACCAAAAUACACAGUAGGAGGUUCAGAGAGUACUGUAACCAAGUGCUGAACAAGGAGAUCGAUGAGAGUGUCACUCUGCUGCUGCAGGAGCUAGUGCGUUUUCAGGAGCGAGUGUAUCAGAAGGAGCCAGCUAAAGCUAAAGCUAAGCGCCGCUUGGUCAUGGGUUUGCGUGAGGUCACCAAGCAUAUGAAGCUCAACAAGAUACGAUGUGUGAUCAUCUCACCCAACUGUGAGAAGAUCCAGGCCAAGGGUGGUCUGGAUGAGGCUCUGUAUAACGUGAUCGCAAUGGCCCGUGAGCAGGAGAUCCCAUUUGUUUUCGCUCUGGGGCGUAAAGCUCUUGGCCGCUGCGUUAACAAACUUGUCCCUGUCAGCGUGGUCGGAAUCUUCAACUACUCCGGAGCAGAGGCUUUGUUUAACCGUCUGGUGUCUCUGACGGAGGAGGCUCGCAGGGCGUAUAAGGAGAUGGUGUGUGCUCUGGAGCAGGAGCAGGCUGAGGAGGCUCUGAAGAACGUUAAGAAGGUUCCACACCAUAUGGGUCACUCACGUAAUCCAUCAGCUGCCUCAGCAAUUUCCUUUUGCAGUGUCAUCUCCGAACCCAUCUCUGAGGUCAAUGAGAAGGAGUACGAGACCAACUGGAGGACGAUGGUGGAGAACUCUGAUGCCCUAGAACCUCUGGAGAAUGAGUUUAACAGAACAAGUACAACUAAAGACACAGACGGAAGCACAGAUGGCACAAUGUCCCAGAUGGGUUUCUCCACCUCGUCCUGUAGGGAGGAAGGGCGCAUGGAGGACGGCUUGGAGCGAGCUUCUGAGCAGAGCACAGAGACGGGGUCUCUGGAUGGGAGCUGCAGGGGUCCGACCACCUCAUACUCAUCCAUCACCAGCGCCAGCAGCAUCACGCUGGUACCCGGUGCACUGGGCGAGGAUGAUGAGGAGGACGAGGAUGAAGAUGAGGAUGAGGAGGAUGAGUACACACCCACACCCAUCCUGGUGGAAGUUCCUCCUUUGAGUAGCAUGAUUGAGACAUGGGUGAGCACCACACUGGAGAACCUGCAGCUCGCUGGGAAAACACACGGUGAGGAAGAGGAGGAGGGGGUGGAGGAGGGGGCGAAGGAGGAAGAGGAGGAGGAAGAUAUCAGAGGAGUGAGCGAUGAAGAGGAUGAGAUCGGGUCUUCUGUGGAGGAUAAGCAGAUUCAGAAAAACUCUGAAUGACACACACACACACACACACACACACACACACACACACACUUCCUGCUAUAUCACCCACAACAAUCUCAGGAAACUAACUUGGACAGACCACACACUUCCUGUAGUCAUGCAGCUCUACACACACACACACACACACACACACACACACACACACACACACACACACACACCUCCAUCUCUUUCCAUACUUGAAUGAGUUACACUCCUUAGUUUUUGUGUGUUUGUGUUGAUGAAGAUAAUGAGUGUUUUGUACAUUUAAACUCACUUCACACACGCAGACACACACACACACACACACACACACACACACACACACACAGCCCUGCUUUAUGUCUGCUCACAUGUUAAGGGAUUAGAUAACAGCUUUUUUUCUCCUGUAUUUAUUCUUAAAAUCAGCAACAUUUUGCUUAUUAUUAUCAUUAUUAUUAGUAACAAACCCUUUCCAGCUCGACACACACAUUUAUCAUCUUUAUUGUUAUUAUUAUUAGUUUAAAUGACAGAUUAUUGUGAUGCAUUAUAAAAGCUUGACCCUGAUUGGUUAAAAUCCUCACUGUUUUGCCAUUGCUUGUUGCUACAUGGCCGAAUGUGUGUGUGCCACUAAACAGCGAAUUAAUGUGUAAAUAGUGUGUAAAAGUUGUUUCUACUAAAUUAUGUGCUUCUUAUUUAUCGUGUUUGAAAACCGAUGGAACAAAGUUGACAUUUUCUUGGUGUUGGUUUUAAAUCUUGUGUUUUUCUCCUUUCUCUGGACGUGUGCUGAUAAAUCACAAUAAUCACAAUGUUAGUGCUUUUUAAACACAGCUAGCUGCUCUGAAUAAUAAAUCUAGCUACCUAAUUUGUCCUAGACAGAUAGUUCUGUAUGUUGACUAUCAUGUUGUGUUCAUCAGUUUAUUCACCUUUAGCUGUAGACAUAAAGCUUAGCACAAAACAUAUUGAGUAAUUAGCCUGAUGCUGUUAGCUAGCUUGCUACAUGUAACCAUCAUGAAUUGACAUGUUUUAAUUCAGCAGCCUAGUGUGUGUGAAUGUUUGGUAGCAGACAUGCUAACAGUGUUGUGCUUGUUUAGUGUAUAAUGUGUGUGAUAAUCAGCACAUGGCUAGCAUGAUGAUUACUGAUCUGUACAGGUUCAAUUAGCUUUAGGCUGUUUUUUCUUUUGUCCCUUAAAAACUAAGUGUUCUAGUGGAUGUACCAUCAGGUCUGAAAGUCUGAGUGCACAACCAAGAACUUUUUAUAUUCUGUUCUGUAAUUAAACUAAUGCUAUUGUACAGUAAACAAUCAUACACUUAUUUUUUCAACGUCACUCACAGGUGUUAGCCUGUUAGCGUUAGCCUGUUAGUGUUAGCCUGUUAGCGUUAGUCUGUUCACAAAUGAUUCUCUACGUUUAAAAAUCUCUCUUUGAAUCUAACUGAUUAAGUUUAAGAAUAAAUAUAAACGACUCCUGGAGUGAUUCAGUUAGAUCCAAACUAAUUUAUACACUGAUUCGUCUCUGUGUCUGUGAUUCUUUAGUGAUGUCAACUUGGAUCUGUGAACCAACUUUCUGAAAAAUUUACAUACAUUUAGAUGUGACUCAUUUACUGAUUCACUUAAUAAUAAUAAUAAUAAUUAUUAUUAUUAUUAUAAUAUAAAUAAUAUAAUAAUAAUGAGUUCAUGGUGGUGAAUCAGACUUUAUGGCCGUGAGCAGAUGAAGGAAUCGUUCGUUUAUUAGACUUAUGAACACACUGAGGACAGUCACUGUGUGUGUGUGUGUGUGUGUGUGUGUGUGUGUGUGUGUGUGUGUGUGUGUCAGCUUUGACCCAGGAUCAGACUUUCACCUAAUGUAGCAACAAUAAACACAAAAACAGAUUCUGCAUCAGUGCUGACUGUCUGUGUGACUGACUCUGUGUGUGUGUGUGUGUGUGUGUGACUGUGUGUGUCUGUGUGACAGUCGGUGUGUGUCAGACUUUCCACUCAUGUUAUCUUUUUUCUUUUUCUCCAAUUUAGCUUCUCAUGAUGUUGAAUGAUGAUGCUCUCUCUCUCUCUCUCUCUCUCUCUCUCUCUCUCUCUCUCUCUCUCUCUCUCUCUCUCUCUCUAUAAUUGAUCUAAUUCCUGUAGAAUGAUAUUGUAUUGUAAUGUCUUCACUCACCUUUUUGUGGUGUUGUAGCUUUAUUUGGUUGAAGAUUGUUUUACACACACACACACACACACACACACACACACACCCCAGAUUGUGUAGAAUAGAUGUGUGUGUUGUGCAGCGCAGUGUGAUUUGUCCUUGUGUGUGUGUGUAAACUGUAUCAUUUGCACUAUGUAAAUAUGGCAGACUGAUCGUGAUUGUGGUGUUAAUGUGAAACGGUGAUAUGAAGGAUUUCUGUCAUGCUGCUUGUGUUACUGUGGGAGCUUCUAUACAACACACACACACACACACACACACACACACACACACACUCUUUUUAAUGUGCUCUUUUUGACAUCUGACCAAUUAACACCAUUAAACUCUUUUAAUGAAAACCA
Tachysurus vachellii is the source of this 5796-nucleotide messenger RNA. RefSeq names its product SECIS binding protein 2-like (gene secisbp2l). The record is from RefSeq and is a predicted model, not a curated record. Gene Ontology annotation, molecular function: selenocysteine insertion sequence binding; mRNA 3'-UTR binding; ribonucleoprotein complex binding. Gene Ontology annotation, cellular component: ribonucleoprotein complex. NCBI's taxonomy places the organism in Eukaryota, Metazoa, Chordata, Actinopteri, Siluriformes, Bagridae. The transcript has 18 exons. The coding region runs from base 6 to 3311 and encodes 1101 amino acids. Gene Ontology annotation, biological process: selenocysteine incorporation.